This is a messenger RNA of Ochotona princeps (American pika), 1783 nucleotides long. RefSeq names its product cystathionine gamma-lyase (gene CTH). The coding region runs from base 185 to 1402 and encodes 405 amino acids. Gene Ontology annotation, cellular component: cytoplasm. The transcript has 12 exons. Lineage: Eukaryota; Metazoa; Chordata; Mammalia; Lagomorpha; Ochotonidae. The record is from RefSeq and is a predicted model, not a curated record. Gene Ontology annotation, molecular function: cystathionine gamma-lyase activity; pyridoxal phosphate binding. Gene Ontology annotation, biological process: transsulfuration.
GCGAGCCUCCCGGACGGCUGCAAAGUCUCAGUCCAGAGAGUCGCCGUGUUCGCCUUUGUGCGCGGUUGGUCGGCUCUGCUGUCUUUGCCUAGAUCUUUCCGUCUCUCCUUUAGCUCCGAGGCUCCUCCGGUUUGCUAACUGCAUCUCCUGGCUCUUUUCCUUUCUCCUUCCUUUGAAAGUCAGCAUGCAGAAAACAGACGCCUCUUCACUUGAUUUCCUGCCUCGCUUCCAACAUUUCGCCACGCAGGCCAUCCAUGCCGGCCAGGAACCGGAGCAGUGGACCUCCCACGCUGUGGUGCCCCCCAUCUCCCUAUCCACCACGUUCAAACAAGGGGCACCCGGCCGGCACUUGGGUUUUGAAUACAGCCGUUCUGGAAACCCAACUAGGAAUUGCUUGGAGAAAGCAGUUGCGGCUCUAGAUGGGGCUAAGUACAGCUUGGCCUUUGCUUCGGGCUUAGCAGCCACUGUGACUAUUACUCAUCUUUUAAAAUCAGGAGACGAAAUUAUUUGUAUGGAUGAUGUGUAUGGAGGUACAAAUAGAUACUUCAGGCAGGUGGCAGCUGAACUUGGAUUAAAGAUUUCUUUUGUUGAUUGUUCCAAAACCAAAUUGCUAGAGGCAGCAAUUACCCCAGAAACCAAGCUUGUUUGGAUUGAAACACCUACAAAUCCCAUCCUGAAGAUUACUGACAUUGAAGCUUGUGCACAGGUUGUCCAUAAGCAUGGAGACAUUAUUUUGGUCGUGGACAACACUUUUAUGUCAGCAUAUUUCCAGCGGCCAUUGGCUCUGGGAGCUGAUAUCUGUAUGUAUUCUGCAACAAAGUACAUGAAUGGCCACAGUGAUGUCGUAAUGGGUUUAGUGUCUGUUAAUUCUGAAAACCUCCAUAACAGGCUUCGGUUCUUGCAAAAUGCUCUUGGAGGAGUUCCAUCGCCUUUUGACUGUUACCUCUGCAACCGGGGUCUGAAGACGCUGCAAGUCCGAAUGGAGAAACAUUUCAAAAAUGGAAUGGCAGUAGCGAAGUUCCUGGAAUCAAAUCCUCUGGUGGAAAAGGUUAUUUAUCCUGGACUGCCCUCUCAUCCGCAGCAUGAGUUGGUAAAACGUCAGUGCACAGGUUGCCCAGGGAUGAUCACCUUUUAUAUUAAGGGUACUCUUCAACACGCUGAGACUUUCUUCAAGAACCUAAAGUUUUUUGCUCUGGCUGAGAGCCUAGGAGGAUAUGAAAGUCUUGCUGAACUUCCGGCAAUCAUGACCCACGCAUCAGUGCCCAAGAAUGACAGGGAAAUCCUGGGGAUCAGUGACACGCUCAUUCGACUGUCUGUGGGCUUAGAGGAUGAAGAAGAUCUACUGGAAGACUUAGACCAAGCUUUGAAGGCAGCACACCCUUCCAGUGGAAGUCACAACUAGAAUCCCAGAACAGCUGUUAGAAGCUGCCUCCUGAGAAGGUCAAGCCUUCCUGAAUGGACCACUUAGGAGCCUUUACAGAAUUUUCAAGUGAAAAUUUUAAGGCAUCCCAUCACCUUUUACAUUUGUAAUCUUCUAUGAAUCCUCCCUGUUAAAAACAGUUUUUUUGCCUGUUUGUAACUGACAGGUCAGUCCUGUUAAUACCUUUUUGUUGAUUUUGCUGUCUAUUUGCCUCUGAAGGAGGUAAAAUUCUUUUUGCUUUUUGGGAUUGUACUCUGUUUUUCAUAGUCUAAGAUUUAUUAUGAUCAUGUUUACAAUGUAAUGAUGAUUCAUUUUAAUGUUUUCUGGAGUAUUUAAAUUAUUAAACGAAUGUUCUUAAAUAAA